This is a messenger RNA of Microstroma glucosiphilum, 2237 nucleotides long. Its product is annotated as WD40 repeat-like protein. The coding region runs from base 86 to 1912 and encodes 608 amino acids. Gene Ontology annotation, biological process: rRNA processing. Gene Ontology annotation, molecular function: protein binding. The transcript has a single exon. NCBI's taxonomy places the organism in Eukaryota, Fungi, Basidiomycota, Exobasidiomycetes, Microstromatales, Microstromataceae. The record is from RefSeq and is a predicted model, not a curated record. Gene Ontology annotation, cellular component: nucleus.
CCUACCAGUCCACCUUCGCAGCCCAUCAUCCCCGAUCCCCAUCCCCAGUCGUGCUCGCUUGCUACCUUGCUUGCUUGCUUGUACAAUGAUCUCCUCCCUCGUAUGGGUACGCAAGGGUUCAGCUGCCCGGCAGCCCCGAAGGUUCAACAUCACCGACGAAGCUGAGCUGGAACGUGUUCAGAAGCUCACAUCCCUCGAAUUUGGAGAUGCACAGAGCCAGCUUGAAGAGGCAAAGAAGGAGGCGUUGCUGAUGGGACAGCAGCAGGGAGAGGACGGAGAUGAAGUUGCAGAUGGAGAGGAAGAGGUAAACGAAUCGCAUUGGGUGGAUACUAAGAAUCAAGAUCAGAGCAUGGACGAGGAUGGUGAUACAACACCUGCACCUCCCACUCAUGAAGCGGACGAUCUGGCAAAGUACAAUCUGGAUACAUAUGACGAAGAGGAAUCGAAGGGCAUGGCCAUGGGGGCUUUUUCCAACAUCAGGGGUCUACAAUUCUACAAGUCAAACGACGAGGAUCCCUACAUCACUCUGAAAGAUGACGCAGAGGACGAGAAUGAGGAGAGGGAAGCACUGGAAGUUCUACCGACGGACAAUCUCGUCAUCUCGGCAAAGACGGAGGACGAGGUAUCCAUGAUCGAGGCAUACGUUUAUGCCAAUGCGGAAGCAGACGAGACAGAAGCCUCCGGCAGCGCUUCUCUCUAUGUCCAUCACGAUCUCCUCUUGCCCUCGUUUCCCCUCUGCCUAGAGUGGGUGGGCCAGUGCGGGUCCUCUGCCCCUUCCUCGGCCAAGACGGGCAACUACUUGGCAGUCUCUACGAUGGAGCCAGAGGUAGAAGUCUGGGACAUGGACGUCAUCGAUGCGCUCGUCCCCGAUGUCGUGCUGGGUGAUCGAGCUGCGAGCAAAGACUGGGAGAAGCAAGCAAAGAAGAAGGGUACGGGCAAGAAGAAGAAGAGGAUAGCUGCCACUAGGCCCAUCUCGCCGCUUCACCACACCGAUGCAGUCCUUUCAAUCUCGUGGAACACUUUUGCUCCCAAUCUCCUCGUCACUUCCUCGGCGGAUACCACCAUCAAGCUCUGGGACCUGAAUACCGCACCUGCUGAACAUGGUGGACUGAAUGCCAUCCGAUCCUUCGAAGUGCAUCAGGACAAGGUACAGUCGGUAGCCUGGAACACCUCUGGUACGGCUGUACCGGAAGCUGUCGAGUCGGAUAGCAACCCACGCAGUGUACUAGCAUCGGGCGGCUACGACGGUUUUGUGAAGGUCUGGGACGUGCGGACGCCCGACAAGGUGACGAGCAUCAAGGUUUCAGGCGAAGUGGAGAAGCUGAAGUGGAACCCUUGGAAGGCCGGUCAGCUCCUCGUCGCCCUCGACACUGGACUCGUACAGGCCUACAACGUCUUCGACCCCUCCAAGGCCACCUCGCCCAUCUGGACUCUAUCUGCGCACCAGACGGCCUGUACCUCGCUAGACGUCUCUGUGCAAAUCCAAGGCUGUCUCCUCACUGCCGGUCUGGACCGAACGGUGAAGCUGUGGAACAUCGAAGAGGACUCUUCCACACUGCCCAGCAAAAACAAGCGAGCCAUUACCCUCGUCACCAGUCGUGACCUAGAAGCAGGGAAAAUCUUCACCGCCUCCUUUUCCCCUGAUGAACCACUCACAAUUGCUGCUGGUGGCUCGGGUGGGGAAGUUAAAGUGUGGGAUGCAUUGGCUGCAAAGGGCGUAGCGGGUGUGUUUGGUGCUAGAAUUCGAGAGUGGGCAAAGCGUACUGGAGAAAAGGAGAGGGCGAUUAGGGAGGGUGAAGAUCGACUUGUGGAGGUGGAGCCGGAUGAGGAUGAUGAUGAUGAGGACGAUGAGCAGGAGGAGGGAGGGGCAGUAGCGGGCAUGGAUACCCCUGUCGCUGCUAUGGAGGAGUGAGGAGCUGCAAAAUGAACGCAACCUUAUGUACAUUGAAGACUCCUAAUUCGUGACAGAAGGAUCCUCAGCCCAACCUGGUGGAGGCUCUCAGCCUCUCCACUUGAUCUCUUGACCUGUACAGACUGCCGCAACCAUCGUCGGGAGUGCACGAAGCGACUUGCCUGGCAAUCUCCUUGACCCACCCUCAUCUUCGGCAACGGCAUUGUCGUCCUUGGUAGUCGUGAUCACCUCCCAAAACGAUAGAGGCCGGGAUCUCAACCUGUACCUCGCCACGAGCAGCCCUUGACCCUGCACCUCAUUCUCACUACCCAGAUCCUCAUCCUGU